UCAAACCUAUGGACAUGGAGCUUCCUCAUGCUUUCGUUGUCCAUUUGGUUCUGGCUUCCCUGCCAAAAGAGUUUGAAACCUUUGUUGUUAACUACAACAUCAGCCCAGAGACAUGGGACCUAGAGAAGCUCAUCGCGAUGUGCGUGCAAGAAGAGGAAAGACUUAAGGCCUCGCAUGGUGACACGCUCAACUAUGUUAGGCGCAACAACAGAAACAACUCUUCUGAUAAAUACACGAGGGCACAAGGGAAACCUCAGUUCAGACGAGGUUCCACUUCUUCUUCUUCUUCGACUCACCCAGGCAAGGGUGCAAAGAAAGAUCAACCGCACAUUGAGAAAGAUCAAUGCAUGUGGUGUCACAAGACAGGACACUACAAGAAAGACUGCCCAGACUUUCUAAAGCAUUUAAUUAAGAAAGGGUAUAAGUACAAGGACGAUGCUGCAAAGAGGGGAUAGAUGGCUGAAAGUCGCCAAUGGAGUUAGAGCCGACGUUGAAGCAGUUUGUCAACUCACAUUAGAAUUAGAGAAUG
This is a messenger RNA of Panicum hallii, 529 nucleotides long. RefSeq lists its product as uncharacterized. The record is from RefSeq and is a predicted model, not a curated record. Gene Ontology annotation, molecular function: zinc ion binding; nucleic acid binding. The coding region runs from base 9 to 455 and encodes 148 amino acids. The transcript has 2 exons. NCBI's taxonomy places the organism in Eukaryota, Viridiplantae, Streptophyta, Magnoliopsida, Poales, Poaceae.